UUUGUCCACUUGGCCUUGGUGCUUUUCUUCCGUGGUCACCCACUAUCGCGCUCUUGGUUGGACAGCGCCGUUGUCGGCAUUGAGUGUAUCCAUCCACGCUAAUAAUGAUAGCAGAACCUCCAACCUCUCGUGACUCUCCAUCGAUCUCUUGGUAUUCCUAUGCUAUAUUUGCCCGCAUGUCGCUCGUACUGCAGCUCCGUAACUCAUGCUAUCGUUGUUCAUCCAGUACUGCAUCUAUAAGCCGCAAGUAAGCACGACACCGUCGUUGUGACAAUGCUUACCCUCAAACCCACUCUUCUAUCCCUCGGCUUCAUUGCCAGGCUCGCCAUGUCCCAGAGUCAUGGUGAGGAAGCCUCCCAAGAAAUGGGUCCCGUCGCUAUCAUGUGGCCACCGGACCGUCUAUGGGGUGCUGACUUCGAUAACCACGCUCCCUGCGGCUCUGCAGAAGGUGUUGGAAACCGAACAGAAUUCCCUCUGCUCAAUGGUGUGGUAUCGUUAGUCGCACAAGACGAGUCGUGGCAGAUUGCGGUGGCAAUCUCAUACGCUGAGCAUCCUUCAUCCAACGAUGAUUUCGAGGAGAUCAUCGAAGCACACAGAAUCCCUUCAUUGAACUCGGGGCACGAGUGUUAUCCAGUCCCCAACCCAGGGCCUGAUGUUGAACCUGGAACCAAUGCCACACUGCAAAUCAAAUAUACUUCGGACUUUGGCACAGAUCUCAAUGAGACCUUUUACGCAUGCUCAGAUAUCACUUACGUUGCGACAAGCCAGUUCACCACUCAAGUUCCCUGUUUCAACGCCACUGUUGAUGAUUUCACCAUCUCAGAUGGCGCAGAUAACUCUACUUCCACUGGAACAGGCUCUGGAGCUUCCGCCACAUCAGGCAGUGUCACCGCCUCUUCAUCUGGUGGCGGUCUUUCCGGGGGCGCUAUCGCCGGUAUCGUCGUCGGCGUCGUUGUUGGUGUAGGAGCCUUUGUUGGACUGCUUGUCUUCGCAUGGAGCCGCAACCAGCAAAAUAAACGUCUCCGCGAACAGCAAAACAAUGUCCGUGGCGUCAAGUGGCAGGAUGCUGCUCGAGGUUCUGCAUCCGAGUCUUCUAACCGAGACAUUCCUCUCCGGGACGUCUAGGUGACAAGUAGGAUCAGGAAGAUUAUGAUGUCUGAUAGAAUUCAUCACUCCGCAACAUCCGAACAGUGAUGACGGCGGAUGUCGGACAUCAAUCAGACCAACAGGAACUUUUAAUGCCAACAAGGGACAGAUGGCCAUGAACCCUUUUGUAUGUGGAUAGGAGCAAUGAAAGCCACGAAGCCAACGACAAUUCUCCUAUGAAUUCAGGGAAGCGGCAGGUUGACUUUGGGUGCGUAAGUCUUUCCCUAAAGACUCGGUUUAUAUAGCCUGAAAAGAAUGAAAUACGAAUAAAUCAAAGAUGUUAAGUCGAGAA
Exophiala mesophila is the source of this 1438-nucleotide messenger RNA. RefSeq lists its product as uncharacterized. The record is from RefSeq and is a predicted model, not a curated record. The coding region runs from base 274 to 1125 and encodes 283 amino acids. The transcript has 3 exons. Lineage: Eukaryota; Fungi; Ascomycota; Eurotiomycetes; Chaetothyriales; Herpotrichiellaceae.